Molecule: messenger RNA, 847 nt
Organism: Cajanus cajan (pigeon pea)
Lineage: Eukaryota; Viridiplantae; Streptophyta; Magnoliopsida; Fabales; Fabaceae
Source: RefSeq, a predicted model, not a curated record
UAUCAAGUAAAAGAAGGGAAGCCAUAAAACAAUGCAAAGGUCUAGUAGGUAGCAAAUAUAAGAGAAAGAAUAUAGAAUCAUAGACUUGAAUCCAAAAUGCUCAAUGAUGGUGCUAAUCAUGUCUCAAUUGAGAAGUCCUUUACAUCAAAGGAGGGUGAUAGGUUCUUCUCAAGGCUAAUGUCUAAAGAAACCUCCAUGGCUAACUCUUCUUCAAGGGUCUUUUAUUAUGGAGAAACAUCAAUUGCAGUUCCUUUCAUGUGGGAGGCACAACCUGGCACCCCAAAACACCCUUCUUCUGAGACUUCUCUACCUCCCCUUACACCCCCACCUUCAUAUUAUUCCAAUUCCAAGUCCAAUAUCAAGAGAAGAAACUCAAAGGCCAAAAUAUUUUCAUGUUUUUUGCCAAAGUUUAUAGGGUCAAGAAAGUCUCAUCCUAAUGUGUCACCAGCAUCAUCUCGCUCAUCUUCCUCAUCCUCAUCAUCAUCAUGGUCAUUGGUGUACCCAGCAUACUCAUAUGCCAUGAAAGACACGGAUCAAGGAAGCAUCUCUUUCUCACGCUCGUCAACUGUUGGCUCAUUUCUGAAACAUAAAACUUCAAACGGGUUUAGAGGUUGCAAUGCCUUUGGGAACAUAAAGAAUGCAAUUGUAAGCCAUGGAUCAGUCUAGUUUGUGAAGGUAACAUUGUUACAAAUUAUUUUUUCUACAUGGUUUUGUAGAAAAUCUUUGAAAAUGUAGUUGUUUUGACGGUGAUUGUGUGGGUUUAAAUGUCGGACAUGAUGAUUUCAUAUCUCAUGAUUUAGUUUAAGAAUGUAUAUGCUUCGAAUUUGAAUCCCUUUUUUCAAUAUAA